GGCCUGGGCUGGCGCUGAGCUCCGCGCGCCCCCCGCCUCCCUCUAUGAGGCAGAGGCCGCGGCGGCCGUUCGCGCUGUCGCUCCGGGGGCCGCGGCGGGCGGGGCUCCGGCGGGGCUCGGCCUAGUCCCCACCCCAGCCCGGCUCCCUCCCUCUCCCCGAUGCAGGGGGCCGAGCUCCGGGAUGGCGAGGCGGCGGCGGCGGCGGCCGCUUCCUACCGCGUCCUGAGCCGCCUCCUCGGUUAUGGAGAGGCGGCCCCCGAGCCAGGCCCGCCGCUGCCGCCGCCGCCGCCGCCGCCUCCGGGCCAUGGCCCUCCGCCGCCACCCUUCCUCGCGCGACCCGGCCCGCGGGGUUCGCGACCGCCGCAGCUGAUGGUGUUCCGCAACGUGGGGCGGCCGCCUGAGGAGGAGGACGCGGAGGCGGCUCCGGAGCCGGGACCCUCAGAACUGCUGUGUCCCCGGCACCGCUGUGCCCUGGACCCCAAGGGUCUGCCGCCGGGACUGGCGCUCGAGCGGACCUGGGGCCCGGUGGCUGGACUCGAGGCACAGCUGGCGGCUCUGGGGCUCGGGCAGCCGGCGGCGCCGGAGGUCAAGACAGUCGCCGGGGGUUGCUGCCCGUGCCCGUGUCCCCCGCAGGCGGCCCCUCCGCAGCCCCAGCCGCCUGCUACCGCCCCGCAGGCCGGGGAGGAUCCUACGGAAACGAGCGACGCGCUGCUGGUGCUGGAGGCCUUGGAAUCGGAGGCCGAGAGCUUGGAGACGAACAGCUGCUCGGAAGAGGAGCUCAGCAGCCCGGGCCGCGGAGGAGGAGGAGGGGGCAGCCGGUUGCUGCUGCAGCCCCCGGCUGCCGAAUUACCCCCCGUGCCCUUCCCGCUGCAGGACUUGGUCCCUCCGGGGCGCUUGAGUAGAGGGGAGCAACCACAGCAAGCUCUCCCGCCGCCGCCGCCGCCUCCGGGGCCCCUCCGGCCGCUCGCCGGCCCUUCUCGGAAGGGCUCUUUCAAAAUCCGCCUCAGUCGCCUCUUUCGCACCAAGAGCUGCAACGGGGGCUCGGGCGCUGGCGACGGGAGCGGCAAGAGGCCUUCUGGAGAGCUGGCUGCUUCAGCUGCGAGCCUCACGGACAUGGGCGGCUCCGCGGGCCGGGAGCUGGACACGGGGAGGAAACCCAGGUUGACAAGAACCCAAAGUGCCUUUUCUCCAGUCUCCUUCAGCCCCCUGUUUACAGGUGAAACAGUGUCGCUUGUGGACGUGGACAUUUCUCAGCGGGGCUUGAUUUCUCCACACCCUCCAACUCCCCCUCCUCCUCCAAGAAGAAGCCUCAGCCUCCUAGAUGAUAUCAGUGGGACGCUGCCUACGUCUGUCCUUGUGGCUCCGAUGGGGUCUUCCUUGCAGUCUUUCCCCCUACCUCCGCCUCCUCCACCCCAUGCCCCAGAUGCGUUUCCCCGGGUUGCUCCCAUCCGAGCAGCUGAAUCUCUGCACAGCCAGCCCCCCCAGCACCUCCACUGUCCCCUCUACCGGCCUGACUCGAGCAGCUUUGCAGCCAGCCUUCGAGAGCUAGAGAAGUGUGGUUGGUACUGGGGGCCCAUGAACUGGGAAGAUGCAGAGAUGAAGCUGAAAGGAAAGCCAGAUGGUUCCUUCCUGGUACGAGACAGCUCUGACCCUCGCUACAUCCUGAGCCUCAGCUUCCGGUCCCAGGGCGUCACCCACCACACUAGGAUGGAGCACUACAGAGGAACCUUCAGCCUGUGGUGUCAUCCCAAGUUUGAAGAUCGCUGUCAGUCAGUUGUGGAGUUCAUUAAGAGAGCCAUCAUGCACUCCAAGAAUGGGAAAUUUCUCUAUUUCUUGAGAUCCAGAGUUCCAGGAUUGCCACCAACUCCAGUCCAGCUGCUCUAUCCAGUGUCCCGAUUCAGCAAUGUCAAAUCCCUCCAACACCUUUGUAGAUUCCGGAUCCGACAGCUUGUCCGGAUAGACCACAUUCCGGAUCUCCCACUGCCUAAACCUCUGAUCUCUUACAUCCGGAAGUUCUACUACUACGAUCCUCAGGAGGAGGUGUACCUGUCGCUAAAGGAAGCGCAGCUCAUUUCCAAACAGAAACAGGAGGUGGAACCCUCCACGUAGCAAGGGGUCCCUCGUGGCCACCGCUGAGGGCUUUUGGUUGCCAAGCUCUGGUUUUGAAGAACCAGAUGAAGUUAACAUGAAAAGAAGAGUAAGGACAAGCAAGAUGCUAUAGGAAGGGCUGGGAUUUUCUCUGCAUAGACUUGGUUUCCCUUUGCAGCCCUAGGGCUUGGAAGAAGCACACACUGUCACUUGAGUUGGGGCUCCACGGUCACAUCCACCCCUGUGGUGUCCUGGGACUGGAUGAGCUCCUUGCAAAACUGGAAGAAGUCUCAACACUGUUCAGUA
Ochotona princeps (American pika) is the source of this 2394-nucleotide messenger RNA. RefSeq names its product suppressor of cytokine signaling 7 (gene SOCS7). The record is from RefSeq and is a predicted model, not a curated record. Gene Ontology annotation, cellular component: phosphatidylinositol 3-kinase complex. Bases 160 to 2109 code for a protein of 649 amino acids. Gene Ontology annotation, biological process: phosphatidylinositol phosphate biosynthetic process; intracellular signal transduction. NCBI's taxonomy places the organism in Eukaryota, Metazoa, Chordata, Mammalia, Lagomorpha, Ochotonidae. Gene Ontology annotation, molecular function: 1-phosphatidylinositol-3-kinase regulator activity. The transcript is spliced from 10 exons.